UGCACAACCUCCGUGGCACGAGCCUGAAGUUCCUACAAUGUGAAAAGAAGAUGGACAUGUCCUCAGCGGCACGAUGAGCCGUCCUGAGUCCUUUCGCUGCUCCCUGACAUUGACAAGCGCUCCUUCUUUGCGCCAUCUCUCGAAAGGAGAGGCAGCGAGCGAGGUGCUUACGUAAGGAUCAAACCUAAACUUUUCCCUCGCGGAUUCUUUUUUGUUUCUUCGCAGAUGCGCGGCGCUGCUGCUAAUCAGAUACAAUACCCCCCUUGCAAGAAUGACGACGGGGCCCUCGCUCGACAAGCUCUCGGCGUGCCUCUGCGAUGCGUCGGGCUCUGAGGCGCUCGAUGCGCGCUUCCGGGCGCUGUUCUCGCUCAAGGGCCUUGCGGCGGCGGACGGCGCACGCACGCAAGCCGUCAUCGACGUGAUCGCAGCCGCCUUUGAGGGCAACGACUCGGCGCUCCUCAAGCACGAGAUGGCCUACGUCCUGGGCCAGAUCAAGGACGUGGGCGCCAUGCCGUGCCUCGAGCAUGUGCUCGCCGAUGCAAAGGAGCACGCCAUGGUCCGCCACGAGGCGGCCGAGGCCAUGGGCGCCAUUGGGUCGACUGUGGCACUGCCUACGCUCAAGCGCUACCUGUCCGACGCAGACGUGAGCGUGCGUGAGACGUGCGAGCUGGCCAUCCGCAAGAUCGAGUACGAGCAGGGUGGUGGUGGCAGCAGCAAGAGCGGCGACAUGAGCGAGGCAGAGGCUAUCACGCGGGCGAAGGCAGAGGCCGACAGCGGCGACAACGACGACGAAGACAUCAAGAGCGCAUUCGCACCCAUCGAUCCGGCUCCCGCCCACAGCACGCGCUCGGCCGAGCUCGUCGCAUCGAUUGCCACGUACCGCCAGCAGCUCACGGCGGGGCCAAGCCUGCCGCUGUUUGAGCGCUACCGCGCCAUGUUCUCGCUCCGCAACGCCGUGCACGCCGCGCGCCGGCUCGAGGCCGAGAGCGCGGGCACCGACGCCGUGCUCGCCCUGGCCGCAGGCCUCGCCGACGGCAGCGCGCUGUUCAGGCACGAGAUCUGCUUCGUCUUUGGCGAGCUGGCCCAUGCCGCGUGCGUCGACAGCAUGCUCACCGUCCUCGACGACUCGGCCGAGCACGAGAUGGUGCGCCACGAGGCGGCAGAGGCCCUCGGCGCCGUCGUCGAGGAGGAGGAGGAGGAGGAGGAGGAGGAGGAGGGAGAGGAAAAGGAUGGACAGGUCAAGGGCAAGAUCAUGGCCAGGCUGCAGCGGUGGGCAGGCGACAAGGAGGCGCCGCGGGUCGUGCGGGAGAGCUGCAUCGUCGCCCUCGAUGAGAUGGCAUACAACAACGACCCCUCGCAGUUCCAGCCCGUCGAGGCGUAG
Messenger RNA from Acaromyces ingoldii, 1381 nucleotides. Its product is annotated as ARM repeat-containing protein. NCBI's taxonomy places the organism in Eukaryota, Fungi, Basidiomycota, Exobasidiomycetes, Exobasidiales, Cryptobasidiaceae. Gene Ontology annotation, biological process: peptidyl-hypusine biosynthetic process. The coding region runs from base 272 to 1381 and encodes 369 amino acids. The transcript has 4 exons. Gene Ontology annotation, molecular function: deoxyhypusine monooxygenase activity. The record is from RefSeq and is a predicted model, not a curated record.